UGUGUCAGACAUUUGCAUACAAUCAGUGAAACAGUGAAUCAGUUUUUGUUGAUUUCAUUGCAAUUAUAAUCGAUUUGUUUGAUAUAAUAACACAUUAUUUGUGACAUUCAUUGAAAUAAAUAUAAAUUUCAUUGAAUUGUGGUUUUGAUUAACACUUUCGUUUUCAGGUAUAUAAAGAUAUCACUAACUAAUGGUAACUCCGAUGAGUGGUCAGAGUAGUGGUGAACCCGAGGCGUGGGCUAAAGCGAGACAAUCGUUGGCAGAAGUGGUGCCUCAGAGGGGACCCGCUGUACCCACUCUCUCGGUUUCGCCUCAGACGCAGAUCUUCUACAACCCGUGGACACAGUCUUCGCCCUAUGGUACUCAAUACGGACGCAAUUACUACAACUUCAACGCCCCUCCCGUCCCCUCCAAUCAGUGGAACAACUCUUUCGUAUCACAACAAUUCUGUCAUCACUUCCCCCUUAGGAUCGAACCAAACCUUGAACUCAAUGAAGGCAACCAACCCUUCACUGAAUCCCAUAAC
Molecule: messenger RNA, 526 nt
Organism: Oppiella nova
Lineage: Eukaryota; Metazoa; Arthropoda; Arachnida; Sarcoptiformes; Oppiidae
Source: the annotation of a GenBank genome assembly